Funneliformis geosporum is the source of this 1024-nucleotide messenger RNA. NCBI's taxonomy places the organism in Eukaryota, Fungi, Glomeromycota, Glomeromycetes, Glomerales, Glomeraceae. The record is from the annotation of a GenBank genome assembly.
AACGGCUCGGGAUAAAUUUUUCAUUCACAAAUAUAAAGACCCAUAUAAAGAUGUACCGGUAUUCGAUCCUCCUGAAAUAAAAAAUUAUAGCAGAGUAAAUGCAUGUAUUGUUGUACUGGUGAGGAAUCAGGAAUUACAUCAAUUAAGAUCAUCCAUGAGACAAUUUGAAGAUAGGUGGAAUAAGAAGUAUAAUUACCCUUAUGUAUUUUUAAAUGAUGUAGAAUUUUCAGAAGAAUUUAAAACGUAUACAAGUGCCAUGACACAAUCUACAACGAAAUAUGCUGUGAUACCAAAAGAGAUGUGGAGUUAUCCAAGUUGGAUAGAUCAAAACUUAGCGGCAGAAAAAAGAAAAAAAGCUGUAGAAGAUAAAAUGAUUUAUGGUGGAUCAGAAUCAUAUAGGCAUAUGUGUAGAUUUAAUUCAGGAUUUUUUUUCAGACAUCCGGCGUUACUUGAAUAUGAUUAUUAUUGGAGAUUAGAACCUUCCGUAGAAUAUAUGUGUGAUAUCGAUUAUGAUCCUUUUUUAUUUAUGAAAAGAAAUGAUUUAUAUUAUGGGUUCACAAUAUCUUUGUAUGAAUUUGAAAAUACAAUACCAACACUUUGGAAUACCACCAAAAAUUUCAUAAAAGAAAAUCCUAAUUAUGUAAAUGAAAAGAAUGCAUCGGAAUGGAUAUUAAAAGAUGAUGGAGAAAAUUAUAAUUUAUGUCAUUUCUGGAGUAAUUUUGAAAUUGGAAAUUUAAAUUUUUGGAGAAGUGAAGCAUAUGUUAAAUACUUUGAAUAUUUAGAUAAGGAAGGAGGAUUUUUUUACGAAAGAUGGGGAGAUGCGCCAGUCCAUUCAUUAGGAUUAGCAUUAUUCACGGAUAAAUCAAAAAUACAUUUUUUUAAUGAUAUAGCAUAUUUACAUCCACCUUAUCAACAUUGUCCAAUUAACAAAGAAUUUCAUGAAAAUGGAAGGUGUCAUUGUAAUCCCAAUAAAAAUUUUGAUACGGAAUGGUAUUCUUGCACCGAAAAAUGGUGGACAAUUUAA